Molecule: messenger RNA, 801 nt
Organism: Lycium barbarum (goji berry)
Lineage: Eukaryota; Viridiplantae; Streptophyta; Magnoliopsida; Solanales; Solanaceae
Exons: 8
Coding region: 1-537 (178 amino acids)
Source: RefSeq, a predicted model, not a curated record
AUGUGGACUACAGGAAAAUUUAAAGUAUUUAGGUCUCAAAGCAGUGAUAAUUCAGGAAAUAGCUAUGAGAAGGCUUCACAAAAUUUUGAUUGUUCUAACUUCCCAACAUUCACAUCUAUGUUACAGGAAGCUUCCAUGUCAAGCAGGCAUGUGUGUAACGAAGAUUUUGAUCUGCAAGUUACCGGAGGCUCAUAUGUACCUAAGAAGGAAACUAAUGCUAACUCCAAUGGGGAUUCUGUUCCUCCAGUAGAAAGGCCAAUAUCUGAUCAUUCAAGGGCUAGCUAUGCACGCGGUAAAAUGCCAGUGCUGCGUCAUUCAUCUUCUAGUUCAAGAAGAGAAGUUGAGCAAGAAGAUAAGCAGCAGAAGAGACUUUCUCCAGGGUCGAUCAGGCCUAUUACCAACCGAUUGUACGAUCCAAGCUUUGCUGAAAUUGGUCUACCGGUUGAUCCUCACUUGCGUAUGCUCCUGCGCAAUCCAAAUUUUUGCAACCCUAAGGCUCGCAGCAAGGGCAAAGAGGUGAUCGAUUUGAACAAGUAAUGAUUUCUAAGAAUGCAAGCAAUUGACUUAUAUUGUGCUGAAGUUGAAGCUAUUUUGUCAAAUGAAGAAUGACAUAUGAUAAAAUCAAGUUCAUUGAGGAACAUUCUCAAAUAUUCUUCUUUUUUUUCUUUUAGUCCUUUCAAUUUCAUAAGCAGAAAAGUGUUGAACGUCUUCCUUCAAGUUUAGUUUUAAUUUUGCGGUUUUGUUCUCAAUUUCAAGUUAUUGGUAAACCCCAUUUCUUUGUAGAACUCUUUCAAGGUUGAA